AUGAAGCCCAACCCGGCAGGCUCCUCCCCAGAGGCCUGCAAAGCUGCGGGGCAGGGCGAGCAGAGCUGCCCUGUCUGCCAGGCCUGGGGUGGGGUCUCAAGCCUGGGGUCUGAGUCAGGGCCUGGGCCGGGGCCUGGUGCUGUGUCCAGACCUGGGCCAGGACCUGGGCCGGGGCCUGGUGCUGUGUCAGGACCUGGACCUGGGCCUGGUACUGUUCCAGCGCCUGGGUCGAGUCCUGGUACUGUUCUGGGGCCUGGGUUGGGGCCUGGGCCUGGGGCUUCUUCAGGAGCUGGGCCAGGGACUGGAGCAGUGUCAGAGCCUGGGAAGGAGCCUAGUGCUGUUCUGGGGCCCAGACAAGGGUCUGGCGCAGUGUUGGGGCCUGGACCAGGGCCUGGGGCUUCUUCAGGAGCUGGGCCAGGGACUGGAGCAGUGUCAGAGCCUGGGAAGGAGCCUAGUGCUGUUCUGGGGCCCAGACAAGGGUCUGGCGCAGUGUUGGGGCCUGGACCAGGGCCUGGGGCUUCUUCAGGAGCUGGGCCAGGGACUGGAGCAGUACCAGGGCCUAGUGCUGCUUCAGCACCUGGACCAGCUCUGGGGCCUGGGCCAGGAGCUGGGUCAGUACCUGGUUCAGGAGCUGCACCUUUAUCUGGGUCAGGGGUAGGGCCUGGGCCCAGACGGGAAUCAGGGGCUGGGCAGAAACCCAGUGAGCCAGUGACAGCCCCAGUGCCAGUACUGCAGCAGAAGACUCAGGCCACACCUGUGCAGACCUCUAAGCAGAAGGUUCUGGUGACUGGAGGAGGAGGCUACCUGGGCUUUACCCUGGGUUCCAGCCUGGCCAAGAGCGGCACUUCUGUCAUCCUGCUCGACCUCCGCAGACCCCAGUGGGUGCUGUGCCCGGGAACCGAGUUCAUCCAGGCUGAUGUCCGCGAUGCAGAAGCCCUGCACCGCGCCUUCGAAGGGGUGGACUGUGUCUUCCACAUGGCCUCCUGCGGAAUGUCCGGUGCCGAGCAGCUGCAAAAAGAGCAGAUUGAGUCUAUAAAUGUUGGAGGCACCAAACUAGUGAUUGAUGUUUGUGUCCACCGGCGGGUUCCAAGGCUUGUCUACACCAGCACCGUCAAUGUCGCAUUCGGCGGGAAGCCCAUAGAACAGGGCGAUGAGGACUCUGUGCCAUAUUUCCCACUGGAGAAGCACAUGGACCACUACUCCCGAACUAAAGCCAUUGCCGACCAGUUGAUCCUCAUGGCCAACGGGACGCCUCUCCCAGGAGGAGGCGCUCUGCGGACAUGUGUGCUCCGGCCCCCAGGGAUCUACGGCCCCGAAGAGCAGAGGCACCUGCCCCGCGUGGCGAGCCACAUCAAGAAGAGACUGUUCAUGUUCCGAUUUGGGGACCGCAGGACGAGGAUGAACUGGGUUCACGUGUGCAAUCUGGUGCAGGCACACGUGCUAGCAGCCGAGGCCCUCACCGCCGCCAAGGGCUACGUGGCCAGUGGGCAGGCGUACUACAUCAAUGACGGGGAAAGCGUCAACCUCUUCGAGUGGAUGGCCCCACUGUUUGAGAAGCUGGGGUACAGCAAGCCCUGGAUCCAGGUUCCUACUUCCUGGGUUUACCUGUCAGCCACGGUGAUGGAGUAUUUGCACCUGGCCCUGAAGCCCAUCUGCAGCCUCCCGCCAGUGCUCACCCGGAGUGAGGUGCGCAGCGUGGCCGUGACGCACACCUUCCAGAUCGCUAAGGCCCGCGCUCAGCUUGGCUACGUGCCCGACAAGUUCAGCUUCGCGGACGCCGUGGAGCGAUACGUGCAGUCGACGGGCACGGGAACCCGCGGCUCCACAGCGCGGACGCUCCUGCGGCUGCUGCUCGGGCUGCUGCUGCUCCUUGGCCUGCUCGUGCUGGCCCUGCACUUCCUAGGCCCGCGGCCGUUCGUCGUCUGACCAUCGUCGCCGGCCUGUCCCUGCCCCUGCUUCGCCGUCAGGACUUGGACCAGACCCUGCUCCGCCCUCCGGACUUGGGCGCUCCCUUGAGUCCCGGGCUUGUCCCUGCCCCACCCUCUGGGCUUGGAUCUGCCCAGCAGGUCUUCCGCUUGGAUAUUCCGGCGUUCUAACCCCGCCCCUGUCCCGCCCUCUGGGUUUUGACGUGCCCCUGCCCCGCCUCUUGAGCCCUGGCCACGCCCCUUCCCCUCCCUCCGGCCUUGGUCUGUCUCUGACUUGGCCGGGAUGCCUACGAGAAGGUCCUAUCUUCACAGCCUGCUCCGCCUUCCAGGCCUUCUCCCCGCCCCUGCCCAGGCCUGGCCCGCCCUCGCGUUCUCCUCUGCUCUGAGAGGAAAAGUUGCAGAACAGAAAAGAACAUUUGUCUUGUUGGAGGUUUACAGGAACGUCAUGACCUGACCUACCUGGACAGCUGCCAGAACAAAGGAUUCCAGCACCAAGAAGUUUACAACAACUAACCACACCCCCUCCCCUUUUAAUAUAAAAGCCUGAGUUCUAACAUGGGGAAGAUGCUUCUUUGGGACACCAGUCCACCACCUUCUCAGUCUGCUGGCUUUCCAAAUAAAGUUGCUA
Kogia breviceps (pygmy sperm whale) is the source of this 2553-nucleotide messenger RNA. NCBI's taxonomy places the organism in Eukaryota, Metazoa, Chordata, Mammalia, Artiodactyla, Physeteridae. The record is from RefSeq and is a predicted model, not a curated record.